GGCCCUCUGCGUCUCUCCCCCGCCCCGGCCAGCGUAGCAGUCGGGCCGAGUCCUCUCCGCUUGGGCUUUAUCCCCGGGCUCUGAUCCGUAAGACUCGGCGCGAACGGAGGCGGCCGCCAUUUGCUGGCCGGACCCCCAGGAUGGCCCCCAAACUCCCAAACUCUGUGGAGGAGCUCCGCACCGCCGGCAACGUGAGCUUUCGCAACGGCCAAUUCUGCGAGGCCGCCACGUACUACAGCCUCGCGCUGAGGCUGAUGCUGGAGCGAGGUGCAUCGGACCCUAAGGAAGAGAGUGUUCUCUACUCCAACCGAGCGGCAUGCCACCUGAAGGAUGGGAACUGCAGGGACUGCAUCAAAGACUGCACUGCAGCCCUGUCCUUAAUGCCCUUCAGCAUAAAGCCCUUGCUGCGGCGAGCGUCGGCCUACGAGGCUCUGGAGAAGUACGCCCUGGCCUACGUGGACUACAAGACUGUGCUGCAGGUCGACGGCAGCGUGCUGUCGGCCUUGGAAGGCGUCAACAGAAUGACCAAAGCUCUCAUGGACUCGAUGGGGCCUGACUGGCGCCUGAAGGUGCCUUCCGUGCCCUUGGUGCCUGCUUCCAUCCAGAAGAAGUGGAAUCCCUUGUCUUCGGAGCAUCACAAAGAGACGGCUAAAAGCAAAUCCAAACAGAUCUCAGCUGCCAAGGGCAGAGUGCCUUCCUCUGGGGAUGUGGAGAGAGCCCGAGUUCUGAAGGAAGAAGGCAACGAGCUGGUAAAGAAGGGGAACCACAAGAAGGCUAUUGAGAAGUACAGUGAGAGCCUCUCAUUCAGCAACCUGGAAUCUGCCACCUACAGCAACAGAGCACUGUGCCACCUCGUCCUGAAGCAGUACAAGGAGGCGGUGAAGGACUGCACCGAAGCCCUCAAGCUGGACGGGAAGAACGUGAAAGCCUUUUACAGGCGGGCUCAAGCCUACAAGGCUCUCAAGGACUAUAAGUCCAGCUUCGCAGACAUCAACAGCCUCCUGAAAAUUGAGCCCAGGAACGGCCCCGCCCAGAAGCUGCAGCAGGAGGUCAACCAGAGCUUAAACUAAACACCCAAGGGGGCGGCAGGAACCUCUGCUGGCCGACCUCCCUCCGUGCCUGCUCCUGGGCCCCGGCAUGCCCCCGAGUGCGCUCUGAAGCACCGCCCUCUGCCCCUCGAAGAGGUAACGGCCUCCCUCCCCUUAAGAGGUUUUGUUCAAAUGAAGGUCAGUGUAGCCAAAAACCAGACGUCGUUUUCCUGGAAAGGUCCCCCGCUGUGCUGAAGCCGUGUUCUCCGUUCCCCCUUCCCCGAUAGCUAGCGGAUCAGAAGACAGGCCCUCAGUAAAGCGCGGGCCCCGUCCCCGCCCCAAGCAUGCCCCGGGCUGAGUGCUGCCUUUCACUCACCUCACCAGCCUCACCUCACUGUGGUUCAUCUGUGCGAACUGAGCGGGUAGGGGGUGCCCACGGGACCAGAAAACCCUGUCCCACCCACACCUCAAGCAGCCUGUUGAGCUGGUUCUCCAGGGCUGCCAUCCUGCCGUGUCCUUGGCAUAGCGCCCUGGGCUCUGAGCUCCAGGCCCUUCUGGCCAGGACCCGCUCUGGUGGGGACGCAGAGCCGCGACUCUCGGGUGGCUCUGACGGGCUGUGGGCUGCCUCCUGCGUGGAGGCUCCUGCGCUGCUGCAGGGGCCUGGCCGUGUGACCUCUUCUGAAGGCGGGGCGGGAAGACAGGCCUCCUUGAGGUCGGCGUCCUUCUGUUCUGGGCAGGGACCUGCCUUUUGAUCCCAACUGUGGCUCCCUCCAGGUUUCGUAGUUCUUUGUUCCCCGAGGUUACGUUGAACUGACUGACUCCGGUUUUGUUGAACUGUGUGUUUAAGUGAUUCCAUUAAACGUCUUUCUUCUACAUAAA
Phyllostomus hastatus (greater spear-nosed bat) is the source of this 1907-nucleotide messenger RNA. RefSeq names its product translocase of outer mitochondrial membrane 34 (gene TOMM34). Lineage: Eukaryota; Metazoa; Chordata; Mammalia; Chiroptera; Phyllostomidae. The coding region runs from base 141 to 1070 and encodes 309 amino acids. Gene Ontology annotation, cellular component: cytosol; mitochondrion. Gene Ontology annotation, molecular function: heat shock protein binding. The transcript is spliced from 7 exons. The record is from RefSeq and is a predicted model, not a curated record.